Messenger RNA from Symbiodinium natans, 1227 nucleotides. NCBI's taxonomy places the organism in Eukaryota, Dinophyceae, Suessiales, Symbiodiniaceae. The record is from the annotation of a GenBank genome assembly.
AUGUUGCAGGGCCAUGGUCUGACUCCCUUUGUGGGCCGGGCUCCCCCGCCUAUGGCUCCUGGCUCCAGCUACCUUCCGAGACGCCCCCACCUGGGGGCGCCCUCUGUGCCCAUGUCCGAAGCUGACUUCAAAGGGAGGCUGAAACAAACAAAGCUGGUCACUUACUUCGACACGCAAGUCUUAAAGUACAACGAUGAUGACAACCUCAUGACUACCGGAAUACUUGCAGCUGUGAGCACAACAGCCUCCUUCCUCAGAAGGCGCAGCCGGACAUGGUGGUACGCCGUACUCAGUUGUGCGGCUGCGCUGCUUUUUCAUCACCUCGGAACGCCGCAGCCAGAGGCGACCACAACCCUGCUGAUCAACAUGACGCACUCGGUGCGCACGGUGACGGUGUUCCUCCUGGGCUUUUUCAUGGCGACCUGUGUGACCCGAUGGUGGGCCAUGCGCAACGACUGUAUUGGGAGCCUUUGGGGUGCGAUCAAUGACCUCACACUACUUCUAACUAGCUACUUCCCAAGUGAGUCACCGGAGGACACCGAGGUGCGCGAGCGAUUGCUUCGAUGGGCGGUCUUGUCACAUGAGCUGAUGUACAAGCAAGCCCUGGGUGAGACAGAUUUGAACGAUCUGAAACAGAGCGGGCUUCUGGAAGACGACGAGUGCGAAGUUUUGGCACCUUUGCCCUCCAAGGGCCAGGUGGUGUGGGCAUGGGCCACGUCCUAUCUCGCGCAUUUGGCGUAUGGUCCAGCAGAGUUAGGGGGGAGCCGCUUGCCGUUCCCAGUCACGACCAUGCCAAAUCUACAACGUCUGUGUUGUCAGGCUCGUGGAGCCAUUGGGGCAACGCUGGCGUAUGUCGAUACUCAGGUUCCGCUGCGCUACAUGCAUGGCUUGGGCAUCGUUGUUGGGAUGCACAAUAUCCUACAAGCGAUUACAUCAGCUGUGGUAAUUGCUCGGGCGCUUCGCCUUCAGACUUACGUGACGGCAGUGGUGGAGGUCUUAUGUGUGCUGUUUUUUCCAACCGUGUUCGCUGGACUGCUGCAUCUUGGGGCUGGGAUGUUGAACCCACUUCGUUCAUGUCGCGACACAGACUUCCCUCGUGGAGCCUUCUCCUAUUUCAUGCUCUCAGAGAACCGGGCCUUUCAUCAGGGGUGCCUCCAGCUGCAGCAAAAGUGGCGGGGACCUGCAUCGGGGGCACAAGGGUCAGUACCCUCUGAUGCGUCCCUCUGA